Messenger RNA from Podarcis muralis (Common wall lizard), 1473 nucleotides. It is a transcript of the gene POLE3, whose product is annotated as DNA polymerase epsilon 3, accessory subunit. Gene Ontology annotation, cellular component: CHRAC; epsilon DNA polymerase complex. Gene Ontology annotation, molecular function: protein heterodimerization activity; chromatin DNA binding. Gene Ontology annotation, biological process: leading strand elongation; heterochromatin formation; DNA damage response. NCBI's taxonomy places the organism in Eukaryota, Metazoa, Chordata, Lepidosauria, Squamata, Lacertidae. The record is from RefSeq and is a predicted model, not a curated record.
CGAGGCGGCCUCCUUCCCUCCGCGCGUGCGCAGGCGCGCUGCAUGCCGGGAGUGGUGAGGCGGCCCCUCUCGGCGCGCCUUCCGAGCGGCCGUUGCUGGCGGCGGCUGAGGCGAGCGGCUCCGGGGGCGCCAUGGCAGAACGUCCCGAAGACCUGAACCUGCCCAACGCUGUCAUCACUCGUAUCAUGAAGGAAGCCCUUCCUGAUGGAGUAAAUAUUUCCAAAGAAGCCCGAAGUGCGAUCUCCCGCGCUGCCAGUGUGUUUGUGUUGUACGCCACAUCAUGUGCCAACAAUUUUGCAAUGAAGGGGAAAAGAAAGACGCUGAAUGCUGCAGACGUCCUCUCAGCCAUGGAGGAAAUGGAGUUCCAGAGAUUUGUUGUCCCCUUAAAGGAAUCCUUAGAAGCUUACAGGCGUGAGCAGAAAGGCAAAAAGGGAGCCUCCGAGCUAAAGAAAAAAGACAAAGACCAGAAGGGAGAUGCAGAAGACCCUGAGAAGAACCGAGGCGAUGAGAACGAAGAGGAGGAUGAAAGGAUGGAGGAGGAGGAGCAAAACGAGGAGGAGGGAGAGGAAGGGGACAGCUAAGUCGCUUAGGAUAUCAGCUCUGGGCAGCCCUAGUCCACCAUCAGAACCAGCUGUGAAGCAGAAGAGGCAAUAUGGUUCCUGGUCUGAGACUGAGUGGGGAUUUGAACUUGGGUUGAACCCCCAACACCACCUGAAUCUCUGUGCUUUUCCUUCAUUCCAGUACUGGGGAUGAGCUUGCACGUGGAAAUGGGCUUACUGGAUCAAGUGGUCCCAAUAGAGCACUGCAGACUUUGGAGGAGAUCCUGGAUCAGUUACUCUCCUUGGAGUGUCUGCAGGUGGAUUCAGCGUUUCUGCCCACAUAGGUUCAUCAGGAUCAUUACACGCGUCAUUUAAUUUGUAACAAUUCAUUUGUUGGUUUUUUUGUUCAUAGUUGGGAUUUCCAGGCUUUGUCAGGUGACAGCUGUUCAGGGUAACAGGCUCUCUGCUCUGGUGGGUAGCAGUGGAGACUAGGCAGGUUUGAAGGGGGGCAGAACUGCUAACCACCCACUUUCAAAAGGUGUGGACAUUGGGGAAGCCAGCAAGUCAUUUUGAAAAGAGCAUUGGAUGGGAUGUGAGCGGAUGGAGGGUUAGUCAGAGAAGAACAAUUCCUGACCACGCAGCACUGUGAAAACCACAUUUAAAAAAAUUCUAUGCAGUUAUUCUCAAAAUUGGAUAACUUAUUAGGACGUUAUUUUAUAUAUAAAACAAAUAGAUGCAGCAAAACAAGUUGAUAGCCCAGUUCAAAUGGACACUUUAAUUGCCAAAAAAUGAGAUAAAAUUGAGUUUGCCUUAUGAUUAAGGGAAAUACAAUAAAAACCUCCUUGAGUAAACAGGUUGUAUAAAAAAAUAUUCUGGUUAAGAUGUUCAAGAAACAAUUGCACAUCUAUUAAAAUACAAGUUGAAACAGUUUAAA